Molecule: messenger RNA, 1570 nt
Organism: Cucurbita pepo subsp. pepo (vegetable marrow)
Lineage: Eukaryota; Viridiplantae; Streptophyta; Magnoliopsida; Cucurbitales; Cucurbitaceae
Biological process (GO): ribosomal small subunit biogenesis; ribosomal large subunit biogenesis
Cellular component (GO): nucleolus
Molecular function (GO): DNA binding; RNA binding
Source: RefSeq, a predicted model, not a curated record
AUGUAAUAAAGGGGUUUAGCGCCACAUUCGAGUAGCAAGGCGUGGUCGCCCCAUUCUAAAUUGGCCAACGAAGAGGUUUUGGAAAACCCUAGCUGCCUUCUCCCUUCCCUGUUUCACCCAAUAGGACAGACUCUACGGCCUCCACUAAUAGCUCCAAUGCUCCAUCUCUUUCCUUCUCCCUCCCGUUUUGCGUUCAAUGGUGUACCUCAAUGUCUGAAUUGCAUUUUGUUUGUCUUACAGCGGUUUUGAUCUGGUAGCAACAAGCGAGAACAAGAAGAUCGGGAGGUCCGCUCCUACUCCGACGAAAUCUAUCUCAAGCUCUUCGUCAAGAUGAAAACCAAAAAGUCGAAGACAGCUACAACUUCCGUCUCUAUUGUUGAUUUGAAGUCCAUCAUUCAUCAGCAUGCAAUGUUCUUCGACAAGUUAGUGGAGCUCAUCCCUGCAAGAUUCUACUUACCCAAUGACGAAAACGACAAACCUUGGUUUCAGGGCCUUAGCAACACCGAGAAGGCUUUGGCUAAGAAGGAAUCAAAGGAAAAUCUUAAGAAAGCUCGAAGAGAUCGAAUGGAUCCUGAAAAGUCAGCUAGAUCAACCGUUGAUUUGCUGAAGCAAAACUUGGAAAAGAACAAGUUAAAAGAUGAAAGCGAUGAUAAUGAAAUGGAUGUUAAGCCAGUAACGUCUGGGUUGGAUGGUGAUGUUCAAUCAGUUACAUAUGAAGAGCUUCGACAACGUCUUCAUCGAAAGAUUGAAGAGUUCCGAGCAAAUAGAAAUACAGGAUGUUCGAAUAGGGAAAAGAAGAGGAAUGAAAGAAAUGAGAGGAGGGAACUUAUUCAGAAGAAACGCAAGAGAGAACAUGGUCCUGAGGAAAAGAAAUUAGCAGGGCACCACUCAAGAGAUGAAGUGGAGAAGAAUGUAGAUGAAGCCUCUAAAGAACUUGCAUUCAGUCAUGUCAAACUCGGGACUGAAGAAGAGCAUGGGAAGAAAAAGAAGAGAAAGCUCUCCAAGUUGGAGGAGCUUGAAAGGGCUAAAAAAUUAGACGAAGCAAAGAGAGAUCCUGAGAAAGGCGAGAUAAUCUCAAAGAAGCAUUCUUGGAAAGCAGCCACAAGUAGAGCUGCGGGGGCUAAGGUUCACGAUGAUCCAAAACUCCUGAUGAAGAGCUUAAAGAAGGAAAAGAAACAGCAGCUGAAGAAUGUCGAGAAAUGGAAGGAUAGGAUUGAAACAACCCAGAAGAUGAAAGCAGAAAGACAACAAAAGAGGUCAGAAAACAUUUCACACAAAAUUCAUGAUAAGAAGAUGCGGCGAAUUGCAAAGAGGGAGAAGAAACUUAUGCGUCCUGGCUUUGAAGGUCGUAAAGAAGGUUUCAUCAACGGAAGCACCCCAUAAAGUGAAAGCAGGUUUUGUUUUACCUUUGAAAUGCAGUUGCUGCCCUGUUUUUCCUUAGUAGCUUUAACAUAUUUGUGUUUCUUUCUCAGUGAAAACAAUUGAGAACGAAAAACAAGAAAUUGUUUUAAACCACGUCCCUUGUUCUUCACUUGAAGCAAAAAAAAGAGCCAUACAAUGUCUUGAGUAA